UCCUCUGUCAGACACAUGCACACACCGACACCGAGAGAGGGGCAGGGGAUAUGGGGAGGAAGCCAUGCUGCGCCAAGGAGGGCCUGAACAGAGGGGCGUGGACGGCAAUGGAGGACGACAUCCUGGUCUCCUACAUCAACGAUCACGGCGAGGGCAAGUGGGGAAGCCUUCCCAAACGAGCUGGGCUGAAUCGCUGCGGUAAGAGCUGCCGGCUGCGGUGGCUCAACUACCUCCGGCCGGGGAUCAAGAGAGGCAACAUCUCCGACGACGAAGAGGAGCUCAUCGUCAGGCUCCACGGGCUCCUAGGCAACAGGUGGUCGCUGAUCGCGGGGCGGCUGCCGGGGCGAACAGACAAUGAGAUCAAGAACUACUGGAACACCACCCUGAGCAAGAGGAUGCUGCAGUCCCACGGCGCCGGCUGCUCCAACCAGCCGCAGGCCAAGCCGCCGCCGCCGCUGCAGGCCGGCGGCGAGGCGCAGGCCCCGGCCGAGGGCACGAGCAGCCCGAUCCGGACCAAGGCGCUGCGGUGCACCACCACGGUGCUGGCGGCAGCAGAGGGGUUUCACGAGCAGGGGCGUGCGGCGCCGGAGCACGUCGCCGAGGAGGAUCAGCUGGGGGACUGCCUGUCGAUCGGCUCGAUCGACCUUGAUCUGGAGGGCAUCGAGCUGGGCUUCAUGAUGAGCCCGUGGAGCGGCGGCGGUGCCGACAGCCUGGGCGGUCAGCAUUUCGGUGCUCCCGGGACUGGGGAUGAUGAUCUGGAGGAGCUGCUCGGGCUGGGCGUGGCCGGAGGAGACGGCGACGGCCAUGGCGGACUCGGGGACCUGGAAUUGGCGUGGCUUUGAUGAACGGGCGUAAUGGUCAAAAUGUCAAAUGUGUUUGGCGUGAAUAAUAUAGUUACGUGUAGUAAAUUACGACUUUGCAUACCUCAGUUCAUCAUAUGUGUAACAAAUUACAGGUUGGUGCUGUAAAUAAAGUGCUGCUGCCAAAUAAGCUGGAGUGCCUUGGUCUCGG
Triticum urartu is the source of this 1011-nucleotide messenger RNA. RefSeq names its product transcription factor MYB1-like. NCBI's taxonomy places the organism in Eukaryota, Viridiplantae, Streptophyta, Magnoliopsida, Poales, Poaceae. The record is from RefSeq and is a predicted model, not a curated record.